AUGAGCGAUGCAUGCCAAAGGUCUCGGCGACCAAAUGGACGACCAGAAGCUUGCGACCCAUGUCGUGCACGCAAAGUCGCGUGUGAUCACAGACGACCCAUUUGUAUGCGAUGUCAGAGAAGAGGAGAUAAUUGUGUCUACACAGCAUCAUCACCAGUGUCACGAGUCAAAGCUUCGAUUCAGCCACGUCCAGGUCUCUCACCCCAACCUGCCAAACCUAUGACACGAGACUACGCGUUCAGUCCAGGCUACCUUGGUUUUACAAGUUACACCUCGGUCUUCCAAGGAGCCCGAGAGAGUCUGUCUGUUUCUGACACAGGCUCUGAAUUUCCCAGCCCGGAGGUAUCAAGUCCUGGGAAUGAUGAUGUUUGUUUACGCAGCUUGCCUUUGCCGACACAGCAAAUGUGCCUUGUUGUACUACAGUAUCUCCCGGGACGACCAGAAGCACAUAUGAUUUUUUAUGACGAACCUGGCCCUGAAAACACCACGACUUGGUCUCAUGCGGCUGUAUCAAGAAUCAUUAUAUCGCUGCGGCAGCUUUUUCAAAGUUUUGAGGACAGCGAAUGCUUUGAUGAGCAGGUUGCUGAUGUCCUGUGCCGUAACACUUCAAAGCCUGUUAACGAUACCUUCGAUAGGUUUGAUGACUGGAUAGACCAGUUCUCUGGGCCGAACAUUCGAUGGGAAUCGAUAGGUCUUCUGUGGGCUCAUCUCGAAGGUCUUUCAGAUGCAAUAUCGACCCUGAAACAUCGUCAGCUUCAAUGGGCUGAAGGCAAGCGAUCGUCUGUGAUCUCGCACGAUCACAUACACUAUUGCAUUGAGAUCGCACGCCAUUUCACAGCUGGUAAUGGUAUGCUCCUUGAUCUCUGUCGAAGACAGGCAGCUCUUGGAACUAUGGUUUAUGGCGAUGCUAGCCCUGUUUACUGGAACUCACACAGUCUGUGUGUCUCAAUGCUUCUAUUUAUGGGCCUUCACGCUUCAGGAGAGGCAUCGAGACCUCAAGUACGACCCGAGAAACCUUCAUUUUGUGUCGAACAUAAGCGUUUGCUCUACAGUUACAUUUUUGCAAAUGACAAAUCCGAGGUCUCCUUUACUGGCAGGCCACCACUACUAAGUCGUCGCUAUUGCUCAUCAGUACCACCUUUGGAUUUGCCAGACAGCUGUAUGGUAUCUGAGGACACACUGAUAGAAGAGUUCAACGCUCUGGAUGAUAACGGUUGGAAUACAAAGUGUGAGAUUUCCAGCAACAGUUACAUACGGGCUCGCUACUUGAUGUCGUAUGUCUUUGACGAGGUGAUAGAAGUGGCACUUGGCAACGAUGCUCAUGUCACGCUUGAAUAUCUUCAAAAUAUCAAAGCCCGAGUGACGCAAACGUUUCUCGAAAUGCCUUCACAUUUGAUUUUCAAAUUCGAAGAUCUAGAUGAUCCACAACUCGACAUAAAUAUUCUAUACCUGAGAAUACUGCUUCAUCUUGCCCAUCGAAAAGAUGUCUUUGUGGUCGAGAGAUUACUUCUCACCCAUGGGGCCAUCGAUGAUGGCUCGUUACUUGCGACUAGUUUCGAUUUAGUCAAGGUAACCGUCAUGCUCUGGAUACAUAAGAAUCGAUUUGCGCCUAUGAGGCGCAACUUUGAAUGGCUUCUGGUAGCGUACGGAGCACUAGGAGGAGGAAUUCUCUGUCAAGAACUACUUCGGCCAACCUUCUUUGGAGUCCAUCCCUUGAAUCCUGCUCUUUCACGGUCGAAUAUUGUUCAACAACUGAGCUUGCUCGUUGCUUUCCUGAACUGGGUUGGACCCAGCUCGCCAAACAGGGUUGUUUGUGGAGACUGUGAAGCAAUCAUUCAGCGUGUGCUUGAUGAGCAUUUGAACUCCGAACCGGCUGGCAAUACAAACCUGGAGCCGUUGGGUACAGGGGUUCCUCAGUCUUUGAAAUUUGGGUUUGAGUUGUUGAAUACAUUUGAGUGGCUCCAGAAUGGUAUGUAG
This is a messenger RNA of Fusarium redolens, 1977 nucleotides long. RefSeq lists its product as uncharacterized. The transcript is spliced from 4 exons. Gene Ontology annotation, biological process: regulation of DNA-templated transcription; DNA-templated transcription. The coding region runs from base 1 to 1977 and encodes 658 amino acids. Gene Ontology annotation, molecular function: DNA binding; zinc ion binding; DNA-binding transcription factor activity, RNA polymerase II-specific. The record is from RefSeq and is a predicted model, not a curated record. Lineage: Eukaryota; Fungi; Ascomycota; Sordariomycetes; Hypocreales; Nectriaceae. Gene Ontology annotation, cellular component: nucleus.